Gastrolobium bilobum is the source of this 1154-nucleotide messenger RNA. RefSeq names its product protein SHORT HYPOCOTYL IN WHITE LIGHT 1. The coding region runs from base 315 to 878 and encodes 187 amino acids. Gene Ontology annotation, biological process: negative regulation of photomorphogenesis; regulation of abscisic acid-activated signaling pathway. The transcript is spliced from 4 exons. Lineage: Eukaryota; Viridiplantae; Streptophyta; Magnoliopsida; Fabales; Fabaceae. The record is from RefSeq and is a predicted model, not a curated record.
CUGCUGUUAUUAUAUUUCUUUUGAAUGAAUGACCAAAUUUAAUUUUAUUAAUAUGAGAACAUAUUCUGUCUAGGGUGGCGCUGCUGAAUGUGGUAGGAAAUUUUUUUUACAAGAAAUGCAAAAAAAAAUAGUUAAAUUAAUUAUCUAAAGAUAUGAUAUUGGUAUAAAUUUUUGAAUCAUGAAAACUAUCAAGCGUAUUUUCAUUGUUUAUCUAUGUAUUAAUUUAAAUAUAUACUCGUAUGAACACUAAAAUUUUAAACAAAUUUGCGAUGCUCUUUUGGUAGUUAGGUGUAUUGUUUGAGAGAGGGGGAGUUAUGCCAUUCUCAGUGACAGUUAAAUCAGCUCCUCUUGCGUUCUUUCGCUCUUCCCUUAAUCUUGAUUCUGUUUCCUUUCGUGCUUGCCGAAUCGCCCUUCCUCCUCGUCACGCUUCUAGUCAACGUGUCUCCAAUUUCUCUCAGCCUCAGCCUCAGCCUCAGGGCGGCGGCAGUAAUUUCAUCCAUGACCCUCGCGCGUGGAGUGACGACGACGACGAAAACGAUGAGGAUCGGAGUUUUGAUCUAUUGGUGAGGUUCGUUCAGAAUGUGUUCAAGAAGGUGUCAAAGAGAGCGAGAAAAGCAAUUCGAUCUGUUCUCCCUGUCCCCAUCUCUACCAAGCUGGUGGGAUUUUCUGUAAAUGGGGUCCUUGUGCUGGCAUGCUUGUGGAUUUUGAAGGCAUUUCUUGAGGUGGUAUGCACACUUGGAAGUGUAGUGUUUGUAAGCAUCUUAUUAAUCCGUGGGAUAUGGUCUGGUGUUAGUUUUUUACAAGAAAGCCGAAACCAAAAGAUGGAUGAAUUUGAUGUAGAGCACAAUGCAUGGAAUGGUGCGCAGCCUGUGACUUGAAUUGUUCAUUGACUCAUUCUGAAGACAUGCCCCGUUAAAGUUAGGGAAGUUAAAUUAAGGUAAUAAAACAGGAACUAAAGGAAAAAAAAAAAAAAAAAAAAAAACCUUUACACUGCUACUGUAAGCAUUCCUUGCUGCAAUUCUGACUGGUUGUGUAACAAAGUAGCUGCGGAACAAGAUUCCUGUAAGGUAUUUAUGGUGUAGAAAACGUUUAGAAGCAAGAAAAUUGAUGGCUCAAGUCAAGUGUAUGUACCGAAACCCAUUCAUGAUUUAGUA